Molecule: messenger RNA, 357 nt
Organism: Histoplasma capsulatum G186AR
Lineage: Eukaryota; Fungi; Ascomycota; Eurotiomycetes; Onygenales; Ajellomycetaceae
Exons: 2
Coding region: 1-357 (118 amino acids)
Source: RefSeq, a predicted model, not a curated record
AUGCAUAAAUGCCCCUUGGUACCGAGGAAAUGUAGAAACGGCUCUCUUCAGAAACAAUGCGCCAUCCCAUGUCCGGAUUUCGUGGAACAAGCCACUGAUAUACCAGCUUCAUUUCUCCCAUACCAACAUGAGAAGAUCGCAAUAAGUUUUGCGGCGCGGCAUAAACGGUUGCGCGGUGUUAUUCCCCGGAUAUCAAAGAAUCUAUUAUACCGCCAGCAAUUAUCAUCCAAACCAGAAGGCGGCUAUUUUGACCCUGUCAAACACCGUAGUUCAUGCAGCCGCAAGCUGGUAAAUCCACUUUUCCCUUCAGGUUGCAACAUGGCCAGUGGGGAUAAUGUACCAUUUGCUUUUAGCUGA